Mya arenaria is the source of this 1113-nucleotide messenger RNA. Its product is annotated as keratin-associated protein 6-2-like. The record is from RefSeq and is a predicted model, not a curated record. The coding region runs from base 147 to 944 and encodes 265 amino acids. NCBI's taxonomy places the organism in Eukaryota, Metazoa, Mollusca, Bivalvia, Myida, Myidae. The transcript has 3 exons.
GGUAGAAGAGAGACGGAACUAUUCUAAACGAUGACAGAGUGCUAAGUAUGUUCUAAAAUUUGUAUAAAUAAGAAACGCAGCACGAUGCAAACGCUUUCGUACUAUACUUUUAAGAUAUACGGACAUUUUAACAGUUGCAGAUCAAAAUGAGCGCCUUGUGUAUUCUACUCCUUGCGGUUGUUUCAAUCGUGGCCGUGAACGGUCAGGGUUAUUCAACGUACGGUCUUUCAGGCGGCGGAUACAGAAGGCACGGAGGCCACACGGGACACGGGGGCGGACAUGGAUCCGGUAGUGGAAUCGGAUACGGCAGGAGAUACGGGAGCGGAUAUGGUAGCCUAUCCGGCAUGGGAUAUGGAAGCGGAUAUGGUACUGGAAGCGGAUAUGGGAGUGGAUAUGGUAGCAUAGGCGGACAUGGUAGUGGAUACGGAAGUGGAUAUGGUAGUGGCGGUGGAUACCUUAGUGGAUAUGGUGGGGGAAGCGGAUACGGCAGCAGAUAUGGUGGGGGAAGCCGUCACGGAGGCGGAUACGGGAGUGGAUAUGGUAGCAUAGGCGGAUAUGGUAGUGGAUACGGGAGCGGAAGUGGAUACGGGAGCGGAUACACGAGUGGAUAUGGUGGUGGAAUCGGACACGGGAGCAGACAUGGUAGCAUAGGCGGACUUGGUAGUGGAUACGGGAGCGGAAGCGGAUACGGCAGCGGAUACACGAGUGGAUAUGGUAGCGGAAGCGGAUAUGGAAGAAGUGGAUAUGGUGGCGGAAGUGGAUACGGCAGCGGAUACACGAGUGGAUAUGGUAGCGGAAGCGGAUAUGGAAGUGGAUAUGGUGGUGGAAGCGGAUACACGAGUGGAUAUGGUGGCGGAAGCGGAUACGUUAGCGGACUCAGUAGCGGACAUGGUAUUGGAAGCAGUGGAUACGGAUCAAGUCAUCGUGCUAGCGGUGGUUAUUAAUCCUCUACUGGCCGUUUCGAUUGUAGCUCAGGGGAUACACUCAACGAUGAUACCAUCGUUACGGGGGCUUUCAAUGAAAGUUGUGCUGGAGAAAGUUUCUUUGUUGUUCUGUUGUUUUACAUUUUUAUAAACUAAAUAAAAUCGGAAAUAAAUAAUGGGUUAAAUUGCU